AUGACUCACCAGUGCAAGCUGCCUGCCACGGCCCCACCCAGCUGUGUGAAGGGAGUUGCGGUCUGCGCUGCCCCUCAGGCCACCAAAGGGGUCGCGGUGUGUGGGGCAGCCCCGUCGCCUUGCUCUGCCUGUGCUGCUACACCUGUCACAGUGUGUGGGAUACCACAACAGACCGCCUGUGGGGCCAAGACCAUUUCCGUGUGUGGGAUACCGCAGCAGACCUCCUGUGGGGCCAAGACCAUUUCCGUGUGUGGGAUACCGCAGCAGACCUCCUGUGGGGCCAAGACCAUUUCUGUGUGUGGGGUACCACAGCAGACUGCCUGUGGGGCACCAACACUGACUGUGUGCGGCCUGCCACAGCAGACCACCUGCGGUGCGUCAACACUCACAGUGUGCGGCCUGCCACAGCAGACCACCUGUUGCGGUGCGCCGGCGCUGACUGUGUGCGGCCUGCCACAGCAGACCACCUGCGGGGCACAGGCCACGUUGGUCCCAAGCUGUGUCUCAUCUCCCUUGGUGAUCUCCUCAGGAUGUGGAUGUGGCGGGGUUCCCUUGAGCAGCUGUGUACCGGUGACACUGAAUCUGGUGCAGCCCACUUGCGUCGCUGCCGCGCCCUGUACCAGUACCAGCUGCUGUGCCGCCCCUGGAUGUGUGUAG
This is a messenger RNA of Podarcis muralis (Common wall lizard), 657 nucleotides long. Lineage: Eukaryota; Metazoa; Chordata; Lepidosauria; Squamata; Lacertidae. The record is from RefSeq and is a predicted model, not a curated record.